This is a messenger RNA of Symbiodinium natans, 2151 nucleotides long. Lineage: Eukaryota; Dinophyceae; Suessiales; Symbiodiniaceae. The record is from the annotation of a GenBank genome assembly.
AUGGAGGCUUUGCUCCUCGAUGCGCACAAGGUUGGCUUGCAGGGGCCAGAGGUGAGAUGGGCACGGGAUGUCUUGCUCGCUGCAGAGGCCGAGCGGCCUCGCGCUUGCCGCGUUGCAAAGUCUCCCACUCUUGGCGAUGCUUCGCAUGUUCAGGCCGCAGAGUUCCGCAAAAAUGCCGUGAAAUUGGUGGAGGAUGCUGUCGAGUCCGGUGACUACUGGAAGUUGCAGGCAGCAAUGCAAGCCGCAGUUGGCUGCGGUUUGGGACCAGAACAGGCACCUCGGCUGAAGCAAGCGAUGCGGACUCACAAAGCCCGGUCCGAGGCAUCCAGAGAGCUUCGCAAGGCAGCUCAGGUUCGGGAUGUGCCACGCCUACGCACCGCCAUUGAGGGGGCCCUCAAGGUCCACUUAGAAGAGGAUGUCGUGAAGCGAGCUCGCACAGCUCUCCGAGCCUUGCAGGCCAGGGAAUCUGCCCGAAAAGAGCUCCGGCGGGCUGCUGAAGCUAAGGACAUGCCUCGUCUGAAAACAGCCAUUGCGGCUGCUGAGAAAAGCUUCCAGGAGAAGGCACCCGACAUGUGCGGGGACGACCCCACGGAGAAACAAGAGCUGGACGCAGCUCGAGCGGCUCUGCGUGCCCAUGCGGUAAGCAGGCUCUCAAGACUAGCGGAUGCAGAAGACAUCGAAAGCCUGGCCAAAGGUCUUCAGGAGCUUUCGGGACACGGAGUCCCAGCAGAGGACUGGCAGCAGUUCGAACAAAGGCACUCCCAGCUCAAGACACGCCAGCGAUGCCAGGAGAAAUUGGCACAGGCCACGAAGGCUCGAGACAAGGAGGCGAUCUUAGCUGCCAUGGAGGAUGCCAAGGUUGUUCUGGAGCAGAACUCUGAAGUUAUAGAGAUCGCUCAGAAGACGGUGUUCAUGCUCGAGGCUGAGGAGACAAUGGUGAAGACGCGUGCAGAGGUGGCAGAGGAGCUGGCUCGUGCUGUGCACGGCGAGGAUCAGCGGCGAUUGCUGGCAGCUCUUACGGCUGCCGAUGCGGCGGGUUUCACAAGUUCUGAGGUUGCAUUUGCACGGGAGCGCUUGCGGCGACUGCGAGCUCGAGUUGGUGCCGCACAAGAGCUGCGGGAAGCUGCACAUUCAGCAGACAUGUACAGGCUGCGUGCAGCAAUCACAGCUGCCAAAAGAGCAGAAGUGUUGGAGCCAGAACUUGCAGGAGCAAGAGAGGCUCUGCGAUGCUUGGAGUUGCAGGCGGACGUCAGAAGAAGCAUUGAGGCAGCUAUGACCGCCAAAGAUGUGGAGCUGUUAAGGAGAUGCAUCGAGGAUGCAAAGCAAGCAGGGCUGAACCGACAGGAGGUGGCCCGUGCACAGAAGCAGCUGCAGAAGCUUGGACAGUCCAGCGUCGGACGCGAGCUUGCCGAGGCGCUUCAGACAGGCGAUGCUGUGCGGCUGCGAGCAGCUGCCCGAGCUGCAACAGAUGCUGGGAUGACUGGCGCGGAGGUGGACUCGGCAUGGCAUCGGCUUCGAGAGUUGGAGUCCCACAGCUGGCUGAGGCAGCAGCUCGAUGGUGCUCUUGCCAGCAACGACGCCGUCAGGUUGCAGGCGGCCAUCAAGCAAGCCGAGCUCGGAGGUCUUGGUCCGACAGAACUUUCUGCUGCCAAGCGGCAUCUGGAUGCCUUAAACGCUCGUCUUCACGCACGUCAGGAGCUACACUUGGCUCGCACGAGUGGGAAUCCAUACGCGCUUCUGGCUGCAGUGCGGCAAGGACAGGAGGCUGGUCUUCCCCAACAUGAGCUGGAGGUCGCCAGGCGAUCAGCCGAAGCACUGUCCGGCGACAGUGGUCCCGAGACUGUGCCACAGCUGUCAGCACCACCAACACAACCUCAGGUGCAGACCACGCAGUGGCUGGACCAGCCUCCCACGAUUCUGGGAAGCCUGUAUCCCCCACCGUCGCCGUGUAACGGAGCUGCUGGUGAGACAACACAUGACAUCCAGCACAUCCAGCAAAUCCAGCAGCCGGCACGACCUGGCAUUCAAAAACAGCAGUCAUGGCCUCCGGUUCAGCCGGUUCCAGAUUCUCCAUUGUCGGUCGGUGUGCUGACACCUUUCGCCAGCUCGCCUGCCAAACAGGUGCCUGCGCCGCAUUGGACUGCAAUCUGA